AAGAGAAACGAGAAAAUGGGGCUGGCAGCAGCUGUUGCUGCUACUCACAAAAUGAUGAUUCACGGCAAAACCCCCAAAUUCUCCUCUAAAAACCCACAAAAUCUCUUCGGUAAAACCUUGAUUUUUUAUUCUCCCAACUCUCCGACUCUCUUCAAUUCGUUGCUUUGCCUACGAGUCAACUCACUCCACUCAAAGUCCCCGUCCAUUCGGACCCCCAUUCAAGAACUCCUCCUCCUCCUUGCUUUCUCAUUGACCCUUUUGUGUUGCCGUCUUUUGUCCAAUGCCCUUUUGUCUGAUUUCCCUCUUCGUUGGCAACGCCUUCUCUCGUGAAUCUUAAGCUCGGACCAAAUUUUAUCCAAAACAUCUAUGGCGAGCCAUCGUAGCUUAUGAGGAUCGUCGCUUCUUUAGGCAUUUUGGAAUCGAACCAGUUGGGAUUGUUCGAGCUGUUUUGUCGCUUUCGGCUUCGUGGGGGUGGUAGCACCAUAACUCAGCAGCUUGUGAAGAACACUUUCCUGAAAAAUGAGCGCACAUUCUCGAGAAAGAUCUUGGAGACGGUGCUAGCUCUGGUGUUAGAAAGGACAAUGUCAAAGCAAAGAAUAUUAAGCUCUUAUGUUUAUAUACUGGGGACAUGGUAUUAAUAGUAUUGAAUCAACAUCAAAAUUCUAUUUUGGGAAGCAUCCAUUUCUCCUGAGCUUAGCUG
This is a messenger RNA of Hibiscus syriacus, 700 nucleotides long. RefSeq names its product biosynthetic peptidoglycan transglycosylase-like. The record is from RefSeq and is a predicted model, not a curated record. Lineage: Eukaryota; Viridiplantae; Streptophyta; Magnoliopsida; Malvales; Malvaceae. Gene Ontology annotation, biological process: peptidoglycan biosynthetic process. Gene Ontology annotation, molecular function: peptidoglycan glycosyltransferase activity. The transcript is spliced from 3 exons. Bases 387 to 638 code for a protein of 83 amino acids.